ACCGGAAGUGAAGGCGGCGAGGCUUGGGCGGUGGUGACUGGGCUCGCGGAAGGAAGGAAAGGCAGUGAUGGCGGCACUGGCGUCAGGCUCGGAUUCGGAGGCGGACUCAGAGGCGCUCUCGGACGCCGAGCUGCAGGAGGCCUUCGCUCGGGGCGUGCUUAAACCGGGUCUCAAUGUGGAGCUCGAGGCGCCGAAACGCAGGCAAAAUGACGUGGCUGGGCUGGGUCAAUGCCUGGCCGAGUUCCGGAGGAACCUGGCGUGGGUGGAGCGGCUGGACGUGACCGUGGGGCCAGCGCCAGAGCUCCCAGCGCAGCAGACGCUCCUGGAGCCUGGAGCCGUGGACCCCGAGGACGACUUCCGGAGGGAGAUGACCUUUUACCGCCAGGCCCAGGCUGCGGUCUUGGCCGUGCUGCCCCGGCUCCACCAGAACCAGAUCCCCACCAAGAGGUCCCAGGAUUACUUUGCAGAGAUGGCCAAGUCUGACCAGCAGAUGCAGAAGAUUCGACAGAAGCUCCAAACGAAACAGGCUGCCAUGGAGAAGUCUGAAAAGGCCAAGCAGCUUCGAGCGCUCAGGAAGUAUGGCAAGAAGGUUCAGACAGAGGUUCUUCAGAAGAGGCAGCAGGAGAAGUCUAAGAUGAUGACGGCCAUCAAGAAGUACCAGAAAGGCUUCUCCGACAAACUGGACUUCCUGGAGGGAGAUGGGAGGUCGUUCUCGAGGGGCCAGAAGGAAGGUGUCAAAGCCCAGCAGAUGAAGAAGGGGCCCAGUGCCAAGCGGCGGUACAAAAACCAGAAGUUUGGUUUUGGUGGAAGGAAGAAAGGGUCCAAGAGGAACACCCGUGAGAGUUAUGAUGACGUGUCCAGCUUCCGGGCCCGGACCGCCCAUGGCAAGGGCCCCCACAAGAUGGGCAAGAAGCUGUCCAAUAAGAGACCUGGAAAACGGGCGAGAGAGAAAAUGAAGAGCCGUGCACGCUAAGUGCCACCUUUUAUACAAAGGAGUGGACACAAAGGACGUAGGCUCUUGCCACGGCCAUCCCUUGGCUGCCUUUGCUUUCUGAAUGGGGGGGGGGAACUGGGGGAGUUGCAAGCCACCCCUGUAGCAUUGGCUGGCUGGUGGGGGCUGGGGGUGGGAGAAUGGGUCCUAAAAUGGGUGUGAGCAGCUUCAGAAGAUUGGGACAUGGCCCAAGGACUGGGGAGCCAAGCAUCCCUGGCCCCACUAGUCUGAGCUUUGCCUGGCCUUGAUGCGCCAGAACUCCGCCAUGUACUUUGUGAUGUCCUUGUAGCUGCGGAAAAAAUUGAUCCUGGUGUCCGUGCGCUCGCUGGGGAUCUAGAGGAUGACAUACGUGGCCGUGAGGGGGUGAGGCAGCUGUUCCCCUGCUGCCCUGCCCCUGGAUCCCCGACCCCCCCAUCAUUCAUAGCCCCUGUGGGGUCAAUGCCAGCCCCUUUCCAAAGGCUGUGUAAAUAAAUGACUGUCAGGACCAUUA
Messenger RNA from Trichosurus vulpecula (common brushtail), 1481 nucleotides. RefSeq names its product EBNA1 binding protein 2 (gene EBNA1BP2). The record is from RefSeq and is a predicted model, not a curated record. Bases 68 to 973 code for a protein of 301 amino acids. Lineage: Eukaryota; Metazoa; Chordata; Mammalia; Diprotodontia; Phalangeridae. The transcript is spliced from 9 exons. Gene Ontology annotation, biological process: rRNA processing; ribosomal large subunit biogenesis. Gene Ontology annotation, cellular component: nucleolus; preribosome, large subunit precursor; nuclear periphery.